Messenger RNA from Hemicordylus capensis (graceful crag lizard), 3098 nucleotides. It is a transcript of the gene EXD3, whose product is annotated as exonuclease 3'-5' domain containing 3. Bases 277 to 2901 code for a protein of 874 amino acids. The transcript has 22 exons. The record is from RefSeq and is a predicted model, not a curated record. Lineage: Eukaryota; Metazoa; Chordata; Lepidosauria; Squamata; Cordylidae. Gene Ontology annotation, molecular function: nucleic acid binding; 3'-5' exonuclease activity. Gene Ontology annotation, biological process: nucleobase-containing compound metabolic process.
UGUUCUUCUGCCAGUUGCGUGUUUCUAGGCAUCACAGGUGCUCACAAACAGAGCACUGAUGUUGAUGGACGUUUGCUGGGAAAGGGGCCGUAUCUCAGUGGAAGAGCAUCUGCUUUGCAUGCAGGAGGUCCCCGGUUCAAUCCAACCGGCACCAUCUCCAGCUUUCUUCAGGGUGAAGAAGAUUUUAAAAACCAAACACAGAGGGCUGUGGGCAUUCAGGAUCGGGACCGCCAGCCGUGCGCAGUCAAGCUCCUUGACUGCUUCAGCCCCGGAGGGAUGCUUGAGGACAGCGGCCCCUGCGAUGGCCCGGAUGAUCAGGACCCAUUGCUGCACAAACUCCAGUCCCUCUGGGCCAAGAAAGACACAGAAAAGCUCAGGGAGGAAAUCCGGCUGGUCUUUGCAACGCUGGAAGACCCCUUGACGUGGGUGUUGAACGUCCUGGAAAACCACAGCGACUGGAAGGGGAAAGGAAAUUGCCUGGCGUACCGCAUUGUCCAGGGACUGCAGGUCUGGCUAAAGGAACAUCCCACCGGCCAGCUGUCUGGCUUGCAGUUAAAAAAGCUCCAAGCCCGCGUCUUUCCGGUGUUCGCUCAGUGCCACGGGAAUCUCCUGGACCCCCUCUUCAGCAUCUUCCAGCUCCAUGCGGCUGAUCGUCAUUAUCUACUCGGCCAGAUUGGGCACCUCUACUACAAGAACAAGUUCAAGGAGGCUGUCACGUUAAGCAUAAAACUGAAUCUGCAGCCAGACCUGGAUGUUGAGAAGAUGUGCGUCCCGUUGCUGCUUCAGGACAAAGCAAACCUGGCCGAAGCCUAUGUGGAAGGCUACCCCGACCUCCAGCAGCAGCUCCUGCAAGUGCUGGAUUCGUGGUGUGAACCGGGCUUCCAGAUCAGACACAUCGCACGGCGGUAUCCAGACCUGCCCAAUAUAAGGCCAGAGAAGGUCAACCUUAGGAUGGUGAACAAGUUGGUCUUCCGCUUCCUAGACAAAUACAAUCUAGAUCCAGCUCUUUGCCCCAAUGCCAUCAACCAGCGACACCUGGGCACUCUGAAAUACCUGCUCUACAAGAGGUUUGUCGAGAAAACCAUGACGGAAGAAAAUUGGACCGACCACAUCCAGACCACCGUCCAGGACAAUCCGUGGCUGCAGGAGCAGCUGGUCCACCAGCUGGUCCGUUACUGUGACUUGGCCACUGCUGCCACGUGGGCUCUGCGUUACGACCUCCCUGCUGAAAGCCUGCCUCCCAGAGUGGCGCAUGAGAUGGAGAUGCUCAAGCAUCAGGAGAGGGAAGAGGCUCCAGAGCGAGGGCCCCCGGCCUGCGGACGCCGGAAUCCGGAGAGUUAUUACCAGCUCCCGAUCCCCCGGGAGGACGUCCUUUUCCUGAGCACCCGGGAAGAGGUGCUGAAGUGCCAGGCGGAGGUGCUGCAGCCCGGCCAGGUUGUCGGCCUCGACAUGGAGUGGCAGCCAUCUUUCAGUGCCUUACGAGGAACCUCGCGCGUCUCGGUGGUCCAGGUGGCCAUCCGCGGCCGGGUCUUCCUUCUGGAUAUGCUGCAGCUCCUGAAGCAGGAAGGGGCCGAGGCGGAGGCAGCGGCCCUGUCGGGCUUCUUCCGGGCCCUCUUUACCGACGCGGCCGUCACCAAGCUGGGCUACGGGAUGUCAGGAGACUUGCAUAGCCUGGCGGCUACCUGCGUGGCAUUCAAAGAUGUGGUCAAGCAGCUGUGUGGAGUUCUGGACCUUCUGACAAUACAUCAACAACUCCCCAAAAGCUCCGGAGAGGCAAGGAAGGGCUGUCGGAGUGUGGACGCUUUCCAGCUGGAGGAGGGGGCAUCUGGGGCCAGGCUGCCGGAGCGGGGCCUCAGCCUGAUGGUGCAGGACGUCCUUGGCAAGCCCCUCGACAAGACGGAGCAACUGUCCAACUGGGAGAGGAGGCCUCUCCGGGAGGAGCAGAUCCUUUACGCAGCGUCCGACGCUUACUGCUUGCUGGAGAUUUAUGCAAAACUGCACGAGGAUCCGACCGCCUUCAGUCUGGAUUCUGAUUUUAUGGCAACUCUGCUGAAGGAAACUGGUAGUGGAAACAAGGCCAAGAAGGUGCCUAACCAGCCAGUGACGCCACCUAAACGGAAGGAGAAGCCUGCCCCAUGCCUGGAAGAAGCGUUGCGCUCUUUGGAUGCCGUCCCGGUCCGGGACUUCCACGUGGUCUGCGACAACAUGUUGCAAGGCCUGGGCCGGUACCUGCGUUGCCUGGGCGUGGACGUCCGGAUGCUGGAGAACGGCGACGACCACCGGAAGGCAGCUGAGAUCGCCAGGCAAGAAAGAAGAGUCAUUUUAACCUCCGGGCUUCCGUAUCAGACGCUGCAGUCCCAGGUGGGAGAAGGCAGGUGUUUCUUGGUGAAGUGCUCGGAGAAGGCCAAGGACCAGGCUUCCCAGGUGCUGAAGCACUUCAACGUCCAGGUGACUUUGGCGGAUGUCUUCAGCCGCUGCCAGGCCUGCAACGGUGACCAAUACCUGAAGAUCUCCAAGGAGAAAAUGAGGCAGCUGAUGAAGCUCAGAGGACACCUGCCCGACGGAAACGCUACUGAUGAAUUGUCGGAAGAUCCUGGCCCGAGCACGGAGGCGGAAACCUUCGAACUCGGCUCCCAGCGCCCUCUGUACAGUCCGAACUGCCAGUGGAUGGAGGAGUCUUCCUUGGACCCCGAGUCGGCUCUGCUGCCCAAUGGCACGCCCUUGAAACUCGAGGCCAUUCCCAUCGGGGUGCUCGCCAAGAAGGACUUGGCCUACUUCUACUGCUGUGGCCAGUGUGGCAAGGUGUUUUGGGAAGGGUCCCACUUCCGGCGGCUGGUCUCCCAGUUCAAAGAGGUGCUGGACCUCUCGGAAGACAGCCGGAGCUUCUACGAGCGGGACUGAGGUGGCGGCGGCGCCGGCGGCACACAUUUGCCAUUAACGGUGACCCUGGAAUGUAUCUCAUGGGCAGUGUUGAUAUGCAGAGAUUGGGGGCAGACAGAGGGACGCUGUGGGGUGCAUUCUGUUGGGGGCGUUUAUGGUGGCCAGCAAUGUGGAACAGUUUAUUAAAAUGCACCAUCUCUCUUGGGCUUUUAAACCUC